AUGACACAGAAUGGGCCUGAUUCUGAAGAGGAAAGCUCAGAUUCAGAUAGUGAAUCUGAAUCGUCAUCUUCUGAUUCUGACGACGAUGAAAUCACAGAUGCAUCCCCGGCUAAAGCAGGCGUUAUCGAGCGAAUCUCGCUAAAGAAUUUCAUGUGUCACGAUUCGUUUGAACUCGAGCUUGGGCCCCAAAUCAACUUUAUCAUUGGAAGAAAUGGGUCAGGAAAAAGUGCCAUUUUGACCGGAAUAUCUGUCGGACUAGGAGCAAAAGCUUCCGACACUAAUCGUGGGACGUCCAUCAAGUCGUUUAUUAAAGACGGGAAAUCAACAGCGAGAGUCACGAUAGUAUUUUUGAAUGAGGGCCCCGAAGCAUAUAGACCCGAGGAAUUCGGCAAGAGGAUUAUUAUAGAGAGGAAGCUCCAGCGAAUUGGAGGAAAUACCUACGCCAUCAGAUCGCAUUCUGGUAGGACGAUUUCGACCAAGAAAGCCACUCUAGACGAAAUCUUGUACAAAUUCAGCAUCACUAUAGACAACCCCUUAGCAUUUUUGUCACAAGAUAAGGCUCGUGAAUUUUUGAUGAACACUUCAGACGAGCAGAAAUACAGUCUUUUCAUGUCCGGAGCAUUUAUUACGAACAUUAUAGACAAUUUUGGCAGAACACUGAAGAACAUAGCUGAAAUCAAUUCCAAAAUUGUGCAAGCACAACAUUAUAGAAAGGCAUGUAAAGAUAGCUACAACGAGAUUGCCAGCAUAUACAACCGACACAAGAAGUCUGAUUACUUGAGAAACAAACUUCAGAUGCUUUAUGGGAAAAUCCUCUGGUAUAAUGUGACUACAAUAGAGAAAAAGGUAAAUUCAUACGAGGAACAAGCUAUUUCUUUAAAAGAAGAAAUCAAAUCUGCAGACGAUAAGAUUGUUGAAUGCAACGAAUUUAUAGAGAAUGCACCAGAAGAGAUAGCUGUGUUGGAGAAAGACCUUACAGAUAAGGAGUUAUCUCUAGAUGACUUACUGGAGAAGCAUUCCAAGACCAACGACACCAGGCAAGAUGCAAAGAAUACAAGUAGCCAAUUGUUGGAGGAGUGUAAGGAAAAUGCAAAAGUGAUCCAGUCUUUGCAAGAAAAGAUAGAGACAAGAACCAAAGAUAUCGAGAAAGAGCAACGAAAGAUUGACGAAAUAAAUGGGGGAUCAAGAGAAAAGCUAAGACUAGAAUAUGAUGAAUUGAGUGCAGAAAUACAAAAUAUCGAAGAGCAACUAACUGGGAUAAAAAGAACUAUUGAAAUUACGAAGUCUUCUGCAAACCCUAAUAUGGACAGUCACAAGUCCACACUUAAAGAUCGUAUGUCUCAACUAGAAUCUCUUCAAAAGAGAAGGCAAGAUUCCCAACGGGCCCAGAAGGACAGGUAUUUUGCAUGGGGCAGGGAAAUGAGCAAUGUAAUACAAAGAAUUCGAAGUACGAAUACCUGGCACAAACUACCAAUUGGACCAUUGGGAGCCGAUGUAGAAGUGAAAUCAGAAUACAGCAAGUGGAGCGCUUUGAUAAACACAGUUCUUAAUAGAAUGCUCGACUCGUUCAUAGUCUGCGAUGAGCACGACAGAAGACUAUUGGAAAGUAUACUAGCGCAUUAUUCGAUGAAAAAAACCAUUAUUGUCAGGAAGUUUGAAAGUUUUGACUUUUCCAAUGGUAAGGUGUCUGGACAUCCUACUUUUGUAGAUAUGAUAACAUGCAAGAAUGAAGAAGUAUUGCGAGCAUUGGUUGAUAGUAUGAAUAUCGAGAAACUUGUCAUCAGUGAUAAAAAUGAAAGCCCAUCGUCAAUUCUUAACGAAAGAAACGUAAUGAGUGUUUUCACACUAUCAACUGUCAAUUCUGGUACUCGGUACGGUAAAGCAGGAGAUACUAUUCGAAUGGAUCCUGUUUACUAUUCCAAGGACAUUGUAAAAUUAGCUGUUACAGGAGCUGAUGAACUUCAUGAUGUAGUUAGCUUAAUCUCGGAGGAAAAGCUUCAGAUCGACAUACUACAGAAAAGACUUCGAGAGAUGCAAUCCCAUCAUCAGAAUGAAAUCGUUAAUCUUGAAAAGAAAAAGAAUGAAUUCAACGAAGUUAUCAGAAGAAAGAAGCGGAAAUUGGACGAAAUAGAAUCUAAGAUUAAUGAAGAAGGUGAUCUUUCCAACAUCGAGAAAUACAAAAGUGAAAUUGAAGCACACAAAGACCAAAUCAAAACUAGGGAGGGGGUUAUAGAGGCGCUUACGGAAGACUUGGAGUCCCGAAACGAAAUCUUGAAGAAACUAAAGGAAAGUGUUAAAGAGCUUAAAGUUCAGUUAACCGAAGCUACAGCAGCUAGAGAUAGAGCAAAGAAGAACUUGCAUGAUUAUGAGGUUGAACUUUCUACAAACAAAGAUAAUAGAGUGAGUUAUUUGUCCGAAAAGAAAAAAAUCGAGACCCAAUUGGAAAAGACAAAUGCUAAAAUAGAAGAAGGAAACAACAAACUCCAACAGUUGAUUGAUGAGGCAGAGAAGAAAUGCAGAAGAGAGGAAGUGACGAUCACUUCCAAUGACACGCAAGAUUCCAUUCGUGAUGAAUAUGCUCUAGUACAAACACAAGUCAAAGAAGCAGAGAAACAGAUUGGCAAACCAUUCGAGGAGAUCCAGAAUGAUUUGAUCGAAGCAAAAGAAAGGCAGAGAUUAGCAGAGGAAAGUUUAAAAAACUUGUCCAGGACUUAUAAGAGCUUGGAUUCGGAUUUGAAAAUCAGAUUUAAUUUCGUUCAUACCACUAUAUUGUCAAGUGUCGAACAGGCUUCCAGAACCUUCGAAAACUGUAUGGCUCUUAGAGGGUUUAAAGGCUCACUUAGUUUUGACCAUGGAGAGAGAAAAUUGACUCUUCUUGCCCAAACGAAAAGCGACGACAAACAACGUGAAGUGACCUCGUUGUCCGGAGGUGAGAAAUCGUUUGCCCAAAUCUCGUUGUUGUUGUCAAUUUGGAAGGUUAUGGAUUCCAAGAUUCGGGGAUUAGACGAAUUCGAUGUCUUUAUGGAUUCCGUGAACAGGUCCAUCAGUAUCAAACUCUUGUUGAACGAACUUAGACAGUAUCCGAAGUCUCAGAACAUCUUUAUUACACCUCAGGAUAUUGCCGUUGUUGGUGAUUUGAAUAGUAGUGAUGUAAAGAUUCAUAAGAUGUCUGAUCCGAGAAAAGACACUUGA
Scheffersomyces stipitis CBS 6054 is the source of this 3192-nucleotide messenger RNA. It is a transcript of the gene SMC6, whose product is annotated as DNA repair protein. Gene Ontology annotation, cellular component: Smc5-Smc6 complex; site of double-strand break; nucleus. The coding region runs from base 1 to 3192 and encodes 1063 amino acids. Gene Ontology annotation, molecular function: single-stranded DNA binding; ATP hydrolysis activity; damaged DNA binding. The transcript has a single exon. Gene Ontology annotation, biological process: double-strand break repair via homologous recombination. The record is from RefSeq and is a predicted model, not a curated record. Lineage: Eukaryota; Fungi; Ascomycota; Pichiomycetes; Serinales; Debaryomycetaceae.